Messenger RNA from Notothenia coriiceps (black rockcod), 980 nucleotides. Its product is annotated as semaphorin-7A. The coding region runs from base 180 to 980 and encodes 266 amino acids. NCBI's taxonomy places the organism in Eukaryota, Metazoa, Chordata, Actinopteri, Perciformes, Nototheniidae. The transcript is spliced from 8 exons. Gene Ontology annotation, molecular function: chemorepellent activity; semaphorin receptor binding. Gene Ontology annotation, cellular component: plasma membrane. Gene Ontology annotation, biological process: axon guidance; negative chemotaxis; positive regulation of cell migration. The record is from RefSeq and is a predicted model, not a curated record.
UGCCGGCAACGCAGACGGACAGGCAAGGACCUAGAGGCGGUGGCACAGAUCUGGGACCAGCAGCAGAUCGAGGAGGGACAAACCAGGCGGUUGCAAGGAGAGAAGGAGGAUUUUCUAGAGGGUUUCGCACGGUUUUCUUCUUUUUUACAAACCAGCUGCACGGAGGAGCUUCAAGAAAGAUGAAUUAUUUCAUUCUGUUCUCGCUUUUUGCCACGGUUUUCGCCGGAAAUGCACCUCGGCUGAAAUUUGUUGUGCACGAGCCCUCCAGGUUCCACUUCAACAAACCUGAGAACUACAUCAGCAUGUACCACCAGGAAGGAAGCGACACGGUGUACGUUGGCGGCCAGGCGAUGGUCUAUGUGUUGACGUUCACUAACAGAGGGGUCCGCGACGUGCAGAUCCCAGCGGCAUCUGACCAGACUGCAAUUGAUACCUGCAAGGCAAAGGCUGCACCACUCGAGCUGGAGUGUGAUAAUUUCAUCACCGUCAUUCAGAAAGUAAACGACACAAUGAUUAUAUGUGGAACAAAUGCUGGGAGCCCCAGGUGCUGGAUGCUGGUCAAUGAGACGGUGCUGACCGACGUCCAGGGGAACGGGCAGAUCGCGUCGGCCUCUGACAUCUCACCGCCCUACCCUUCCCAGAAGUCCAUCAGCUUUCCUGCAGAUGGGAGUCUGUAUUCGGCUAUUUCAUCUGUGGCAGGUCACCCCGGCUCCAUUCGACGUACGUUUGGCUCCCAGAAGCUCCUGAAGACGGAGAACAUUUGGCUGCUGAAUCCACAGUUUGCGGGGGCAGCGGUUAUCCCGUCCACAAUGAAGUACAAGGAGGAGAUCUACUUCUUCUUCAGUGAGCUCAACAAGACAGCCCGAGUGGACGAGGAGCCGUACAGGGCCCGCAUUGGACGCAUCUGCACGGCUUUCUCCGCAUUACUACGCACAGGCCCAAAACUCACUGUGAUCAACCUGGCUUACCACAAAGCUUAA